UGGUCCAUGUUUCCCAUUCCCUUUUCAUUUUUUCUCGUAAUUUUUCAGACUCCAACGCUACUCGUCGAAAGCUAUCACACGCUUCAUCAUGCAACAAGAACCAAUCGCUGCCAUUUGAAAAUGGCUCACUGAAUGCCAGUUUUGAGCACAACCCACAUUCAGGAACUGAAAAAUGGCUGCCAUGGCAGCAAAUUUAGGCUUAGGAAGCCUGCUCCCUCUCUCUGUUCCUCGCUACUUUAACCCUAUGACCAGGGAAAUAUCGAUUGCGACCGGAAGGCGUAUAUGCCCUCGUCUCUUCACUGUUUUCAAGUGUCAAGUUGCUGGGAUAGAUAAGGAAGCUGCAGUAGACAAGGAAAGUCAAUCUGCAGAAUUUCCUCAGCCAUCAAAAAAUUGGAAGAUUAAGAUGCUUUACGAUGGGGAAUGCCCACUUUGCAUGCGUGAGGUCAACAUGCUCAAGGAGAGGAAUAAGCUGUAUGGAACAAUCAAGUUUGUUGAUAUAAGCUCCAAGGAGUACAGUGCAGAGGAGAAUGAAGGCCUUGAUUACAAAACUGCAAUGGGGAGAAUCCAUGCAAUCCUUGAUGAUGGAACUGUGCUCAGAGAUAUUGCUGCAUUUAGAGGGUUGUAUGAAGAAGUUGGUCUGGGGUGGGUGUAUGCCAUGACAAAAUAUGAGCCGGUUGCGACUAUUGCUGGUGCCAUAUAUGAUGUUUGGGCUAAAUACCGCUUGCAAGUUGCCGGGCGGCCUUCACUGGAAACAAUAUUGGAAGCGAGAAAGGAGAACAUGGUUCCUUGGGAGAGUCAUAUCUUGCGUUCAAGAUGACUGAUGUUUUUUGGCAUUGGCAGGUUAAAUUAUGCAAUGAAGACAAGAAUUGUGCAAGGUGAAUAUCUGCUUAUUUGCAGAUGCCUGUUCAUACGCACAUCUUAAGAGUGUUGAUUAUUGUAAAAUAGGCAUGUUGGUGCAUUACGUCAUAAGACCAUGUAAAGGAAGAAAUGUAUGAAUGUAGUGGAAAAAUGUUCUAGAUGCCAGGAUGCCUCAUCCAUUAGUUAUUAGUAGAGAAGUUAUUUAAAUGCAUUGUGGAUUCUAUGCUCGCAUUUAUAAUCCUCUUUGUAUAUUCAAGGUUUCCAAAUC
Messenger RNA from Amborella trichopoda, 1126 nucleotides. Its product is annotated as Putative thiol-disulfide oxidoreductase DCC. The record is from RefSeq and is a predicted model, not a curated record. Gene Ontology annotation, molecular function: protein-disulfide reductase activity. Lineage: Eukaryota; Viridiplantae; Streptophyta; Magnoliopsida; Amborellales; Amborellaceae.